Messenger RNA from Exaiptasia diaphana, 1208 nucleotides. Its product is annotated as acetylserotonin O-methyltransferase. Bases 25 to 1191 code for a protein of 388 amino acids. NCBI's taxonomy places the organism in Eukaryota, Metazoa, Cnidaria, Anthozoa, Actiniaria, Aiptasiidae. Gene Ontology annotation, molecular function: O-methyltransferase activity. The transcript is spliced from 3 exons. The record is from RefSeq and is a predicted model, not a curated record.
GUUUCAUACCAUUCAAGGAGAGCCAUGGCUUGUUUUUUAGAAGAGGAAAAAAGAGACAGCAAAAACCACGAAUCUUAUUUACAUUCCUCGCCGAUGCCGAAGGAUUUGGCAGAGAAACUAUUUGGUUUCUGUGCAUCUCAGACCAUAAUAUCAAGCUUCAACCUCGGUAUCUUCGAUGUUAUACACGAUUCUACUGACUCAAUCUCUGCUAAAGAAAUAGCCAAGCAACUAAACACGAACGAGGAAGCUACAGUUCGACUCUUAGACACUUUGGUAUCAUUAGAUCUACUGAAGAAAGAAUCGAGAGACGAAACUGACUUCUAUUACAAUACAGCCACAUCCAACAAGUUUCUUGUCCAUAAGAGUCCUAAUUCAAUCAAAGGGAUUAUGCCAAUGAUUGAGAAAAGCUAUAAACUCUAUGGGAAUCUUCAAUGGGCAGUUCUUGAAGGAGAAAACCAGUGGAGACGAACGUACAAUGGGUUUAUUUCAAGAUUGUUUUUCUUUGCAGUUGAUGUUUAUCGUUACCUCUUCGAUGCAUCCUGGGACAUGUUUUCUCUUAUUUAUUUGACUAAAAAGGGAGUUAAGAUGUUUUUGGAGGGUCUACGAGCCUCAUGUAAGCCUGAAGCUGAAAAACUGAUGUCGGCUUUCGACCUGAGUGGAUUUAACUGUAUGUGUGAUUUAGGAGGUGGAACAGGUGACAUUGCAUAUGCAGCCUCAAAGCUCUACCCAAACAUGGCAAUCACAGUGCUUGAUCUACCWGCUGUAGUAGCAUGCUCCUCAUCAUUUGAACCAUCAAUACAUGAAUGCCCCACAAAACAUAGAGUUCAUUUCAAAUGUGGAGAUUUUUUCAAGGACAUCUUACCAUCAGCUGACCUAUAUAUUCUUACUCGCAUCCUGCAAAGUUUUGAUGAAGACAACAUACUCUUUAUACUGAAAAAAGUCUUCAGCAGCCUUCCAUCAGGAGGUGGAAUUCUGGUUUGUGAGAAGGUUCUGGACGAUGACAAGAGUGGUCCAUUGCUUGGUAAUCUCUCCUCGUUAUCUAUGCUUGUAGCGGGAAACAAAGGAUCCCGAGAGAGAUCUGGGAAGGAGUAUCGAGACUUAUUAGAAUCUUGUGGAUUUUGUAAUGUGCGAGUUAAGCGUAAWGUUGGUACAUUCAUGGACGCCGUAUUUGCUGUAAAAAUAAAAGCAUAAUUUGUAGAAAAAUCAAA